Molecule: messenger RNA, 684 nt
Organism: Anopheles marshallii
Lineage: Eukaryota; Metazoa; Arthropoda; Insecta; Diptera; Culicidae
Product: transmembrane emp24 domain-containing protein 3-like
Exons: 4
Coding region: 1-684 (227 amino acids)
Biological process (GO): endoplasmic reticulum to Golgi vesicle-mediated transport; Golgi organization; intracellular protein transport
Cellular component (GO): Golgi apparatus; endoplasmic reticulum-Golgi intermediate compartment; endoplasmic reticulum
Source: RefSeq, a predicted model, not a curated record
AUGAGCGACAGAAAAUCACGCCGGCAAUACUAUCAGCAGCCGGUUCUGCGUUUAGCUUUUACUAUGUUAAUAAUACUUUGUCGUAAAAAUAUCGUGGUAAAUAGCGUUGAACUUACAUUCGAAUUGCCAGACAACGCAAGGCAAUGUUUUCAUGAGGAGGUGAUAAAGAAUCAGACGGUGACGCUGGAGUUUCAGGUUGUUAACGGUGGAAGGUACGACGUCGAUGUAACGCUGGAGAACCCCACUAGCGAAGUUAUCUAUCGGCAGAUAAAAAGUCAAUUCGAUUCCUAUCAUUUCAACGCUGCGGCCACCGGUGUUUAUACUGCAUGUUUCAGCAAUGAGUUCUCUACCUUCUCACAUAAAAUCGUGUAUAUGGACUUCCAAGUGGGCAAGGAACAGCCACUACCCGGUAUCGAGGAUCAUACGACGGUGCUGACGCAGCUGGAAUCGUCGGCCCAAGACAUCCAUAUAAGGCUGAAUGCUAUUCUAGACUAUCAAACCCAUCAUCGGCUAAGAGAAGCACAAGGGAGGAAGCGAGCUGAAGAUCUGAAUGAACGUGUUUUGUUGUGGUCACUGGCAGAGACGGUCUCUAUCCUGCUGAUAGCCAUCGGGCAGGUGCUGGUGUUGAGAAACUUUUUCACGGAAAAGAAACCUAGCCAGAUGAAUUAUCGUCUAGUGAAGUAA